Molecule: messenger RNA, 1245 nt
Organism: Magnolia sinica
Lineage: Eukaryota; Viridiplantae; Streptophyta; Magnoliopsida; Magnoliales; Magnoliaceae
Exons: 2
Coding region: 60-1142 (360 amino acids)
Molecular function (GO): nucleotide binding
Source: RefSeq, a predicted model, not a curated record
UUCAUCUCUGUCAAUCGCUCCAUCUUCUCGUCAUUGAGAAAGCAAGAGGGGAGGAAAGGAUGGCAGGAAAAUCCAUCUGCUUCGGAAUAAUUGGAUGCGCCAAGAUAUCGAGGAAGUUGGCAAGGGCGAUGUCCCUCGCCCCCAACGCCAUCCUCUCCGCCAUUGGGAGCCGUUCAAUCGACAAGGCCAGGAGAUUUGCGGUCGAGAAUGGCCUGCCGGAAGCCGUCAAUGUGUACGGCAGCUACGAGGAGGUCCUGGAUGACCCCACCGUGGAGGCCGUCUACCUGCCGCUCCCCACCAGCAUGCACGUGCGGUGGGCCGUGGCAGUCGCGGAGAGGAAGAAGCAAGUGCUCCUGGAGAAGCCCACGGCCCUGAACGUGGCCGAUCUGGACCGUAUAUUGGAAGCGUGCGAGUCGAACGGCGUGCAGUUCAUGGAUGGCACCAUGUGGAUCCACCAUCCCAGGACCCACAAGAUGAAGGAGUUGCUGUCUGACCCCAAUCGUUUUGGAGAGCUUCGAUCGGUUCACAGCAUUGUUGCGGCAGGCAGUGAUGCACAUUUUCUUGAGAACGACAUCCGUGUGAAGGCAGAUCUUGAUGGCCUUGGGUCCCUUGGCCAUGCAGGGUGGUACUGUGUCCAUUUGAUCCUAUGGGCCAACGAUUACAUGCUGCCCAAGACGGUAACUGCUUUCCAAGGUACAAUCCACAACAAGGCAGGCGUAAUUCUGUCGUGCGGGGCGUCAAUGGUUUGGGAAGAUGUAAAGGUGGCUACGUUCCAGUGUGCAUUCCUGAUCAAUUUAGUGAUGGACGUAUCAGUCCAUGUAUCCAAUGGGACCCUUCAUGUUCAUGAUUUUGUCAUCCCUUUCGAGGAGACAUCAGCGCCGUUCAGGUUCGUGACCAACACUGGAUUCAAAGAGCUACAACUGGGUUGGAAGCCAUUUCCUAGCGAACAUGUUGUGGUGACGGAUUUACCUCAAGAGGUCCAUAUGGUUGAAGAAUUCGUUAGGUUGGUGAAAUCCAUCAAAGACUCUGGCUCCAAGCCAGAUAGCAAAUGGCCCACCAUCAGUAGAAAGACGCAGCUGGUAAUUGAUGCCGUGAAGGUGUCGAUUGAUAAGGGCUGCGAGCCAAUCAAUGUUGGGAGUUAAUCUAAGGCCUACCCUGUCACUUGAUCUUUACGGUGAACCCUCCUGCUGCUGCUGUUGUCAUUGGACCAUUAAAUUCUCAAUAGCAUGAUUUAAGCUUCUUUAA